GCCGUCCACUAGCUCUCCAUGCGUCGGGGAGGUAUCACUGAAUAAUAACGGACUUGCCGCUUCCAGCCAUCCACUCGCAGAUAUACCUUUUUAGUAGCUUAAGGGUGUGAACAUUUCGACGUUCACUGCUCGGUCUUUUAAACUAGGCUACUGUAUUCGAUUAAUAUCGGGGUGGUUUCGCUCAGCAGCUCCUUGCUUGGAUAACCUUAUCGCUGUGCUGUGUGGAUGCUCUGGAUAACGGGUCUCCCUACCAUUCCGAUCAGAGCUGUCUUGGAAAUGAAAAUUACUUGUUCUAUGUGAACUUGCUCUAAACACCUCCUGCUGUGUGCUGUUGGACUCAAACAAGCUGCACCUGAACCUGGGGAAAUGAUUGACUGGACAGGCAGUGAAUGCUAGACGCACAAGUCACUGACCUCACACUGUCAACCGCAGAAGAGCAGCUGGAUGCAGUUACUCGGCCAUCGUUAAGCUGACAGGACCAUCCUGGAUUGUGGACCACCAUUUAACUACGGUGUUAUUGUUCAGCAGACGUGUCAUGGACAUACACAAGGAUUCCUCAUCUAUGUGAUUUUUGUCUGACCGAACAUUUUUUCUACAGAAUGCCAAGGCUUUCCCUUCAAAAUAUAAGGAACUAGUAUUCUGGUCAGCUUUUUUACUCUGAGAUGUUGUUGUUUUCCAACAGAGUGAAGAGGAGCCUGUAAUUGUGAUGAGGAAGACAGGGACUGUUUCUGUUCAUCAGAGGAACCCGGCAUUCAGCCUGUUAGAGCCACGAAAUCUCCAGGGGAGGAAAUAUUCUCAGACAUCACUUGGAAAUUGGAAUUUUCAAUAAGUUUUUCUCUGUUUUUCCCUUCCUUCCACCUCCCAGACAACUAAGUUUUUAAUCUACCACUACACCAUGUCUCUAUCGAAGUGGAGGAAGAUCAGGGCAUUUACUGUGUUUUCAUGCAUUGUAACUUUCACCACGUUCCUCUUCAGUUACACGUUGAGAGAUCCCUCUCUGUACUUCUUCAAAUACGCCAUCCGCAAGUCGGACAGCUUCUUCUCUAAGGGCCAGUGUGGCUGUCGACAGUGUAUGACCGAGCUGGAGGACGACCCCUGGUUCACUGAGAGGUUCAACCUGUCUGUCCAACCUCUGAUGUCUAGGAGGAACAGCCUGCUGACUGACGACACAUACCGCUGGUGGCAGUGGUUGCAGGCAGAGCAAGAGCCGGCCAACUUCAGCGAGGUGGUGGAGAAGUUGUUCCAGGUCAUCCCUGAUGCUGACCUUUACAUGGAUGCGGGCCCUGAGCGCUGUAGGACCUGUGCUGUGGUGGGGAACUCUGGGAACCUUAAGGGCUCCCGCUACGGAGCCCUCAUCGACUCCAGUGAUGUCGUCAUCAGAAUGAACAUGGCUCCUACCUCUGGCUAUGAGGAGGAUGUUGGGAGCCGGACCACCCAUCACGUCAUGUACCCAGAGAGCGCCAUAGAUCUGGACAACACCACCAGUCUUCUGCUCAUCCCCUUUAAGACUCUGGACCUUCAGUGGAUCACCAGCGCCUUGACUACAGGCUCCAUCAAACACACGUACAUUCCUGUCCAGUCCAGGAUUAAGGCAAACAAGAACAGGGUGUUGAUAUACAGCCCGACCUUCUUUAAAUAUGUCUAUGACGCAUGGCUGGAGAGUCAUGGCCGGUAUCCCUCCACUGGCUUCCUCAGCCUAUUGUUUUCCAUUCAUAUCUGUGAUAAGGUGAGUGUGUACGGGUUCGGAGCGGAUCAGUACGGGAACUGGCACCACUACUGGGAAGAGAAUCACCAGGGAGGCGCAUUCCGCCACACCGGGGUGCAUGAUGCUGACUAUGAGUACAACGUUACCCUGCUUCUGGCUGACAAACACAAGAUCAAGAUUUUCAAAGGCUUCUGAUGUCUGGAGAUGUUACUGGCCUGAGACCAUCAAGCCUCUUGAAUGACAUUCUGUCGACUCAGAGGUUAACCACUGGGCAUAAACUGGUUGAAUCAACAUUGUUUCAACGUAAUUUGUCAACGUAUUGUGACGUGGAAUCUGUGUAAAAUUCAUUGGAUUUGCAAAAAGUAAUCAACUGUUGUUUUGAGGGUGAAAUUUCAACCACAGGAUUUUGUCAUCAUUGUAACCAAUGUUCAACAUAGACAAAGCUUGUAUAAAAUAUGUUGAAUUUGUACCUUUUGAAACAAUGUCAGAUAUUCAAUGUUAUAUCCACUAUCAGGAAAAAAAAACUAUAGCUGGGCAGCACCUCCUUCUGGAAAAUUCUACAGCAAUCUAUAGCUAUUCCUUUGGUCUCCCAUCCUGGGUUUUAACCCAGCCCAACCCUGCUUAGCUUUGAUAUGUCACUGACAACACCCCCCCCCCCCCCCCAAACAAAACACUUUACUUUGUUCCCCCUUACUAGCUCUGACUUUGCUGAUAGCUACUUCAUUGAGGAUAAAUGUACUUACUCUGCCUGUGAUAUGUGGUUGUUCCACCUAGCUAUCUUAAGAUGAGUGCACUAACUAAGUCGCUCUGGAUAACAGCGUCUACUAAAUGACUAAAAUGUAAAAAUGUACAAGCUAAAUAGAUUCACUUUUGCUAUCGGAAGUCAUUCCAAGGGGUAGGUUUAACAAAGCAAAUUAAAUGGAACCAUACUUUAUUAUUCAUAUACCAUCAAUGAUGCUAUUUAGGCCUAUUGUUUCAAUUCAACCCAGGAUUCAACUAAAAAUAGACAAUACAUAUAGGCAUAGGGUUUAAAGCUUUGGUUGAUUUUAAAUGUAAUCUAAAAGUUAAUAAUGUACUGUAUAUGUUGGAUUCAUGUCUCCAUCUUAACCAAAAAUCUAAGUUAAAGAAUAGGACUAAAUCCAACUUCAUUUAAAUUCCAUUUACAGUUUGAUUUGAUUUUGUCCUAUUCUUUAAGUUUGAUUUUUGGUCGAGUUGGAGAAGUAAAUCCAACAUCUUGAUUACUAUUAGAUUUUUUUUUACUUUUUGGGGGGGUAUUUUGCCACCUCUUUCUCAUUCGAUCUUGUCUCAUCGCUGCAACUCCCCAAUGGACUCAGGAGGCGAAGUUCGAGUCAUGCGUCCUCUGAAACAUGACCCGCCAAACAGUGCUUCAUAACACCCAGUCGCUUAACCCGGAAGCCAGCCGCAUCCAUGUGUUGGAGGAAACACUGUUCAACUGACGACCGAGGUCAGCCUGCAAGCGCCCGGCCCGCCACAAGGAGUCGCUAGAGCCAGAUGAGCCAAGUAAAGCCCCACGGCCAAACCCUCCCUUAACCCGGACGACACUGGGCCAAUUAUGUGCCGCCCUAUGGGACUCCCAAUCAUGGUCGGUUGUGAUACAGCCUAGGAUCGAACCCAGGUCUGUAGUGAAGCCUCUAGCACUGCGAUGCAGUGCCUCAGACAGCAUAACAAUUAUUAAUGGAAUUAAAGCUCGACUAAGUCAGUGGGACAUAUUAAACUAUUCAAGCAGUAGAUUAAUCUUCUUUAAAUGCUGGUUAUUUGUUGUGUUAUCAACCAAACACAAUUCACUGUUACUUUUGUAAUACAGUAGCCUAAAGGUAAGGCUAACUUACAGACUAAUGGAACAGUAUUUAUUCAAAUGGGUAACACAUCCAUAGCCACAUUUUGACGCUAAUGUAACUAUAAAUGUCUUAGCAAUUAAAGAGUGCAUGUUCAAGAUCACAGGUCUGUGGAGAUCUUCACAAUUUUUAUAAUGAAUGUCUAUAAUAAACGGCAUUGAUCACUUGCACCAUGUACUAUUAAUGUAAUAUAUUCUCAACUGCAAUCCAUGUUAUUUGGUUGUGCUAUUAGAAGAAGAACAGGGAUAACACAUUAAGUUGUAUAAAUAAACAAAAUAUCUGACAUUGUAUUCCCAUUUGUUGUGCUAUGAAAUGGUCUUCGGUGCAGUGAUACACAUUUACAGUGCCUUUCAGAGAGUAUUCACCCACAACCUUUUUCCACAUUUUGUUGUUACAGCCUGAAUUUAAAAUGAUUUAUAUUUUGUGUCACUGAUCUACACACAAUACCCCAUAACGGCAAAGUGGAAUUAUGUUUUUAGAAAUGUAUAAAAAAAAAAAUGAAAAGCUGAAAUGUCUUGAGUCAAUAAGUGAUCAACUCUUUUGUUGUGGCAAGGCUAAAUAACUUCAGGACUAAAAAUGUGCUUAACAAGUCACAUACGUUGCAUGGACUAUCACUGUGUGCAAUAAUGUUGUUUAAUAUGAAUGUUUUGGCUCGCAGCUGAUUUUAUUUGCCCCUCCCAAGUAAAUAAAAAAUAAAUAAGCUAAUCAGCUCCAAGUGAUUUUAAUUUUGGAAAUAUUUUUGAAAGUGUUCACACACAUACAGGCAGUUAACCCACUGUUCCUAGGCCGUCAUUGAAAAUAAGAAUUUGUUCUUAACUGACUUGCCUAGUUAAAUAAAGGUAAAAUAAAUUUAAAAAAUAAACAUAAUAGAGAGAUGUGAUCGUCUACAAAUGGAAGCAAGGUUUGAAUUGAUUAUGUUUUAGUCAAAUAUAUCCGUUUGGGUCUUCUUACGGCCAAUUUGCAAUCUCCAAAUUAUUUGUAAUUAUGUUCAGGCCCCCUGACCCCCUGACCAGGCCUGCAGCUGAAUGUUGUCGAUGAUCCCUGCUGUACAGAAUACACGUACUCAAACGCAGGCAUCCUGUUAGCAAUAAAGCAUCAAAAUAAUACUGCAAAAAAAUGUGGCAAGGACAUACAUUUUUCUGUCCUCAAUACAAAGCAUUAUGUUUGGGAAAAUCUAACACAGUACAUCACUGAGUACCACUCAUAUUUUCAAGCAGGAUGGUGCCCGCAUCAUGUUAUGGGUAGGCUUUCAUCGGCAAGGACUUCAGAGUUUUUUAGGAUAAAAAUCAAAGAAAUAGAGCUAUGCGCAGGCAAAGUCCUAGAGGAAAACCUGGUUCAGUCUGCUUUCCAACAGACACUGGGAGACAAAUCUACCUUUCAGCAGGACAAUAACCUAAAACGCAAGGCCAAAUAUACACUGGAGUUACUUACCAAGACAACAUUGAAUGUUCCUGAGUGGCCUAGUUAGUUUUGACCUAAAUCGUCUUGAAAAUCCAUGGCAACACUUAAAUGGCUAUCCAGCAAUGAUCAACAACCAACUUGACAGAGCUUGAAGAAUUGUUUUAAGAAUAAUGGACAAAUAUUGUAUGCUCCAGAUUUGCAGCAAUUUAAGAGACUUACCCAGAAAGACUCACAUCUGGGUUGAAUAUUUAUGUAAUGAAAAUAUAUUAGUGAUUUAUUUUCCAUUAAUUCAAAAAAAUAUUAGACAUUUUCUUCCACUUUGACAUUACAGAGUAUUAUGUAUAGGUCGUUUACAAAAAAAUGACAAUUAAAUCCAUUUUAAUCCCACGUAACACAACAAAAUGUGGAAAUAGUCAAGGGGUGUGAAUACUUUCUGAAAGCACUGUAGCUGACCACUCAACCAAAAACCAGACAUUGUUUUUCCA
Molecule: messenger RNA, 5447 nt
Organism: Oncorhynchus kisutch (coho salmon)
Lineage: Eukaryota; Metazoa; Chordata; Actinopteri; Salmoniformes; Salmonidae
Product: CMP-N-acetylneuraminate-beta-galactosamide-alpha-2,3-sialyltransferase 1-like
Exons: 8
Coding region: 896-1900 (334 amino acids)
Biological process (GO): sialylation
Cellular component (GO): membrane
Molecular function (GO): beta-galactoside (CMP) alpha-2,3-sialyltransferase activity
Source: RefSeq, a predicted model, not a curated record